AGGGGACAAUCUUUUUCUUAAAUAAAAAACUUCAGCCAAACGUGGCCCAAACUUCUUAGCCAUAGCCAGAGCGAAGAAGAGGAAGAAUCGUGAAUAGCUAGAGAGAGGGAAAGGGAGAGAAGAAUGACGAAGGCAAGGAAGAAGGAGCUGAUGGCUUCAGCUCCAUGGAGGGUCAACGAGGAGGCCAACGACGAGUUCAAAAACGCCAAGCUCAAGGUAACAAGCAAGCCAGGGGGCACCUCAACUAUGCAUGUCCCUGGUAAGAAGUCACCUCGCUCCAAGGACCAAGACCCCGAUGAUUCCCUUACCGAAAUCGACCCCGAGCUCCGUUACAGUUUUCAGCGAAAUUUUCAGUUCCUUCAACGAGUUUUUAGUAUUGACACCAUUGUCAAGCCUCUUCCACCUGUCAUGGCUUACAAUGUCUCCCGCAACUUGAGCUUCUUCACUCGCAUUUUCACGCAAUUCUUCGAUCCCGAAGGUAUUGCAAAUGCUCAGAGAUCUCUUGGUAUAGGACAGGAAGAGAGAGCUCGUAAAGUUCGUUGAUGCGAGCAAACAUGAAGGGAUGUAGCAAAUGAUGUUUGCUUGUGUAUUAAGAAUUCUUUUCACAUUCCAGUCUAUGAUGGCUUUAGAUAUUAAAAAUACUUCACUAGCUUAUGUUUUUGUUUUUGCUGAGUCAAACUCGAAAAUGCUACUUUAUCACAUUUUUGCGGUCUGGGUUAAAACGAACAACUUUGCCAGAAGAAAAAUAAUGCAUUUUUUUCUUCAGGGAAA
This is a messenger RNA of Humulus lupulus (European hop), 771 nucleotides long. RefSeq lists its product as uncharacterized. Gene Ontology annotation, cellular component: chloroplast envelope. The record is from RefSeq and is a predicted model, not a curated record. Lineage: Eukaryota; Viridiplantae; Streptophyta; Magnoliopsida; Rosales; Cannabaceae. The transcript is spliced from 3 exons. The coding region runs from base 124 to 543 and encodes 139 amino acids.